AAUUGCUUGUCACAAUGCACUGGCAGGCGGAACGUUAAUCGUUUUUAGUAGUUUAGUUUAAGUUGUUUUCAUUUUAUAAAUUUUCACUGUUUUGUAGUUAAAGAAUACUAAAACUUAAAAGAUUGCCAGACCGAUAAGUGUGUUUGUUUAAUUCAGAAUAUUACAGUGAAAAAAUUUGUAUAGCAAUUUGAGUUAUUGCAAAAAAUAAGGUAACAAAAAAAUAGCACCCUUAUAACAAAAAUGAUCCAAAGAGAAGGAUGGACAUCACGUCAUUGAUUACGACACCUAAGAAACAAAUCCACCCUCUGCACAGGUUUUAAGAAACAAGAAAAUGUAAUUUAUUCCAUAAAGAAAUACGUUGAAGCGGGUUCAAUUUGUAGUGCUAAUUAUGCAUUUAAUAACUUGUCACCAAAAUGAGCGGUCAAAGUGAAAUUAAAUAUAAUUAGAUUAAAAUAACACAAGUCGUGAAUUAUUGCAAUAAAGUUAGACAAUCAAAUAUUGUUUAAAUUUCUCCAUUUGAUUACGCUUUUAAAAAUUAAACUAAAAUUUCAAAACAAAACCUGAAACGCUAUACAUACAUUAGUCCUUUUAAUUUAUUCAAUAAGCGGCGCAAGGAAACUCACAAAGCAUUGCAGCUUCACGAAAUGUCAAAGUGUACGGCACCGGAAAUGUAACGUACACCACACCAUAAAGCUUUCCGUAUUGAUUUGGUUUCUUGUGUACGAAGUGCUGCUUUUUUAUAUGCGAUUUUCUCUUUCGCUCUCUCUCUCGCUUUUGCCACAAAUAAAAAUUUAACAUAAGCAAUGCUCUCCACUCAGCAACUGAUCAAAGCUCUAUGCAAACUACAAAGCAACAUUGGGAAUAGUGAUUUAAUGAAUAUCUUAAAACACGCGGCAAAUACAACAACAGCUUUGAGACCAGCCGUUAUGACAUCAUUAUUGACAGCACAUGAUGUGACGUCAUCAACAUCAUCUACACAUGCAUCGUCAUCUACUCUCCUAUCAACAUCACCAAAGCAACAGAAGCAACAAGCGACCGAUUCUAGUCAACAACAAAAUGAAGACAAUUGUGAAAUUAUACAUACAGUGAACUUCAGUCUCGUUCCGCAUUCAGACGAAAGUGGUGCAAUUUCGUCUUCGGUUAAGAACGCCAAUACGCAGGAUUUAAAUACAGCACCAAUAGCAACCGCUGUAACCUCAGCAACUACCAAAAAUAAUUUGAAUUUGUACGUUAAUCACAGUCAACAGAUACAGAAAUUUUAUCGACAACAACAACAACACCAACAACAAUUUCAUACACAACAAAAUCAAAGUUUGUACGCCAAACAGAAACAAACACAAUUUGCUAUGUCAUCGCUUGCAGCUGAACCACUCGUACUAAAACAGGACGACAUUGUCGCUACAAACGGCAGCAAUGAUUGUUGUAUAUCAUCUUCAGAGAAUGGAGGAAAUAUUACCAAACAAAAAAACAAUUCAUCCUCAUCGACGUCUGGAAAACCAUGCUUCAGCACAGGACUUGGCGACAUUUUGCAAUUUAUGGAGUUGAUUGGCAAUUUGAAGCACACAAAACGUACCGGCUGGGUGUUACGUGACGUCAAUGAUUGCGAAUCCAUAUCAGGGCACAUGUAUCGUAUGAGCAUGAUGACUUUCCUACUUGACGGCAGUGAGGGUCUUAAUCAGAUACGUUGCAUGGAAUUGGCUUUAGUGCAUGAUUUAGCUGAAAGUUUGGUGGGUGACAUAACACCUUUUUGUGGCGUAUCCAAGGAGGAAAAACGCGCUUUGGAAUUUAAGGCUAUGGCUGAUAUAUGCAAAUUAAUUGAACCAAGAGGCAAACGUAUAAUGGAAUUAUUUGAGGAAUACGAACAAGGUGAGAGUCCAGAGUCUAAAUUUGUUAAAGAUCUUGAUCGACUUGAUAUGGUGAUGCAAGCAUUUGAGUAUGAAAAACGUGAUAAUUGCUUAUUGAAGCAUCAAGAAUUUUUUGAUUCCACCGAAGGCAAGUUUAAUCAUCCAUUUGUCAAGAAGCUUGUGAACGAGAUUUAUGAACAGCGGCAGGUUUUGGCCAAUGCUAAAGGGGCCACACCACCACCUUCAAUAAAUGUUCCCAACAGUGAUCUGCCGACCGAAAAUGGCAUUUGUUCUGACACUAUAACCAUUGAUGAUCAAAAAAAAAGCUCAAAGUUUACUUCAAGUUGAUUGAAUAUUUUUUAAAGAAGAAGAAGUAUCAACGCGCUCGCAGAUUCAUAAUGGUUUAAAAAAUUCAAUACCUCCCAAAUAUGUAGGAGAGGAAAUAUUAGCUUAAAAUAGGCAGCAACAGCUGUACUAUACCAAAUCUAUUAGGACAAUUCUAUUAAUUUAUUAAAGGAUCUUAGUUACUUAUUUUUAAGGUUUGUGAAGUUAAAGUUAAUUCAUUUCGCUUACAAAUUUUGAUUGUGUAUAAAGGUUGUCGACGGAGUUUAUAAUAAUUGUAAAGUAGAUGUAUGUAUUUAUUUUUAAAUUAUUAAAAUAUUGUAAAUUUCUUUGAAUCUGUCCUAUAUUGUUUAAGUAGAACAAAUUGUACAACAUUUAAAUUUUAUUUAUUUUACGCGGCGUAUUAAUAUGCUACUAAAAUACAUUUUAUUGAACCAAAGUAGUUUAAAAUAUUCUACCUCUGUAAGAAAAAGA
This is a messenger RNA of Teleopsis dalmanni, 2660 nucleotides long. RefSeq lists its product as uncharacterized. Gene Ontology annotation, cellular component: cytoplasm. Bases 804 to 2192 code for a protein of 462 amino acids. The transcript has 4 exons. Lineage: Eukaryota; Metazoa; Arthropoda; Insecta; Diptera; Diopsidae. The record is from RefSeq and is a predicted model, not a curated record. Gene Ontology annotation, molecular function: 5'-deoxynucleotidase activity.